Molecule: messenger RNA, 1236 nt
Organism: Penicillium diatomitis
Lineage: Eukaryota; Fungi; Ascomycota; Eurotiomycetes; Eurotiales; Aspergillaceae
Product: tryptophan--tRNA ligase MSW1
Exons: 5
Coding region: 1-1236 (411 amino acids)
Biological process (GO): mitochondrial tryptophanyl-tRNA aminoacylation
Cellular component (GO): mitochondrion; mitochondrial matrix
Molecular function (GO): ATP binding; tryptophan-tRNA ligase activity
Source: RefSeq, a predicted model, not a curated record
AUGCUGGCGCCCUCAUUCCACAAGGGAAGCAUCCCGAUGAAAUCCAUCCAUGGCCAACUGUGUCGUACAAGGCCUACGAUGCCACACGCCCGGCCCAUUCGCCGGCCGUACAUGAACAUCUAUCAAACCACUCGACUCAGCAGCAACAAGUCCCCGCAAGCCAACAGCAACACCGCCAAAUGCACUCCAUCUGGCCCCUCACCUCGAGUGGUUUUCUCCGGCAUCCAACCCACCGGAGUGCCCCAUCUAGGAAACUACCUCGGGGCACUGCGAGAAUGGGUGAAACUCCAGGACGAGGCCGAGCCCGGCACGAAGUUGAUUUUCUCGAUUGUGGAUCUCCAUGCUUUGACGGUGUCGCAGGAGGCGGCGCAGUUGAGGAGGUGGAGGAAGGAGGCGUUUGCGACGCUCCUCGCGGUGGGAUUGGAUCCGAAGCGGUCGACGAUUUUUUAUCAAUCGGAGGUUCCAGCUCAUGCAGAACUGAUGUGGAUUCUGAGCACCGUGGCAUCGAUGGGAUACCUAUCACGAAUGACUCAAUGGAAGAGCAAAUUACAACUACCCGAGGACACAACGCUUGAACAAGCAGAUGCGCGAGCUCAAUUACGUCUGGGACUCUUCUCUUACCCGGUUCUUCAGGCCGCUGAUAUUCUGGUUCACAGGGCAACGCAUGUCCCCGUGGGCGAGGACCAACGACAACAUUUGGAAUUUUCCAGAUAUACAGCGAAUAGCUUCAAUCAUCUCUACGGGCCCAUCUUUCCUAUCCCAGAAGCUCAAAUCUCCCCCGCCAAACGAGUCAUGUCCCUCAAAGAACCCACCUCGAAAAUGUCCAAAUCUCACCCGGACCCCAAAUCCCGCAUCCUUCUCACCGACAGCCCCUCCACCAUCCACAAAAAGAUCAAAGUGGCCCUGACCGACUCCCAACCCCUCAUCACCUACGACCCCGCCCACAGGCCGGGCGUGUCCAACCUACUCGAGAUCCUGAGCCACUUUGAGAGCCGGUCGUGCGAGCAGAUUGCGGGCGAAUUCGAGGGGGCGAGUCUCCGGGUGCUGAAGGAGCACGUGGCGGCGAGGAUUAGUGCGCAUUUGGAGGCUGUGAGGGAUCGGUAUGAGGAGGUGAUGGGAGAUCGGACGGGGUAUUUGAAGAGUGUGGCGAGGGAAGGCGCAGAGAGGGCGGGGGGGAAAUGCGAGGGAGACGAUGAGGAUGGUGAGGGAUGUGAUGGGGUUAUAGAGGGAAGAUGA